Indicator indicator is the source of this 1928-nucleotide messenger RNA. RefSeq names its product ubiquitin conjugating enzyme E2 G1 (gene UBE2G1). The coding region runs from base 93 to 605 and encodes 170 amino acids. The transcript is spliced from 6 exons. Gene Ontology annotation, molecular function: ubiquitin conjugating enzyme activity. The record is from RefSeq and is a predicted model, not a curated record. Gene Ontology annotation, biological process: proteasome-mediated ubiquitin-dependent protein catabolic process; protein polyubiquitination. Lineage: Eukaryota; Metazoa; Chordata; Aves; Piciformes; Indicatoridae.
GCCACUCGCCGCCGCCUCGGGCUCUCGCAACACCAGGAGCCGCGCCUUCCGCGCCGCUGCCGGGACUCCCUCCCCAGGCAGAGACGGGGAGAAUGACGGAGCUCCAGUCCGCCUUGCUAUUGCGGAGACAACUAGCAGAGCUCAACAAAAAUCCAGUGGAAGGCUUUUCAGCAGGCUUAAUAGAUGACAAUGAUCUUUAUCGAUGGGAAGUCCUUAUUAUUGGUCCUCCAGAUACACUCUAUGAAGGUGGUGUGUUCAAGGCUCAUCUUACUUUUCCAAAAGACUACCCACUGAGGCCACCAAAAAUGAAAUUCAUCACAGAAAUCUGGCAUCCGAAUGUUGACAAGAAUGGUGAUGUUUGCAUUUCAAUUCUUCACGAGCCUGGAGAAGACAAAUAUGGGUAUGAAAAACCUGAGGAACGCUGGCUGCCCAUUCACACAGUGGAAACCAUCAUGAUUAGUGUCAUUUCCAUGCUGGCAGAUCCCAAUGGUGAUUCUCCUGCCAAUGUGGAUGCAGCGAAAGAAUGGAGAGAAGACAGAAACGGAGAAUUCAAAAGGAAAGUUGCCCGCUGUGUAAGAAAAAGCCAAGAAACUGCUUUUGAGUGACACUUAUUCAGCAGCUAGUAGCUUCACUUUUUUCAGGGUCUCCAAUUGAGAAACAUGGCACUGUUUUUUUUGUUUUUUUUUUUUUUUUCCUGCACUCUACCCACCUAUUGCUGGACUUCUGUUGUUACAAGUUGGCAAACACUGGCUGGAACUGGGCUGCAAUAAAACAUGCCAGUUAUCAAUGCUGACAAGAGCCUAACAAGUGCCAACACAAGAUGAUUACGCAUUUUGAAAUCUAAUAAAAACUGCUUUAACCUUCAGGAAGAAUUGUAAAGAUGUGUACAUAGCACAACAUGAUCCGGAUAAUAUAUUUACUGUCCAUGUACAUCCACACAUCCACCUGUACCAACCGAUGCUGUCUGUAGGUAGGAAUAGAAUAAUGUGCAUUGGAAAGAUUUUAGCAGGUUUUUCCUUUCCCCUGUUCAUUGUUUCCUAUCAGUUUAAAGCAAAGCAACAACCCAACACAACUUGUGAAGCAUGUUAAACUAUAAACCAAUUAGGAGAAAGGUUUUGGGGUUUGUUUUGCCCUUUUUUUUUUUUUCUUUCCCACCCACCUUAAUUUUCCUUUGACCCACUGAGGCUUAAUUAAAAUCUUUUGCUUAUGAAAGUUCAGUAUCUUUUUGGGGGGUUUGGAAAUGUGCUCCCUUUUACUUCCCUCAGCAGACCUGAAGUUUUCCCCAAUGAAACCCUGACGGGAUUGGCUAUGAAUUCCUUGUCUCUUCUUUUCUGAUGACCUCCAUAGUCUCAAAGGUGCUUUUUCAUUUUUCCUUUCCCACCCUUUUUUAAACCCAAUUGCACAGACUUGUUGAAUUGGGUAUAGCAAUAAUCCUGGCCCUUGAGCAGCCUGUUGGAUUUUUAACUUCCAAGGGACUUGUGCUUUCAUUUGGAAGUUCAGUUGACUAAAGUUAGUCCAAGAUAGUAAUGAGCUGCUUUCUGUGGGUGAAUUUUAAUUUGGUUUUGCCUUUUUCAUUGCCUGUUUGUGAGGUGGGGUGUAUGGGGGGGAGGCUUGAUUUUUAUUUCUCAAGGUUGACUUCAAGCAUGCACAGCUGUAGGCUUUCAAAUGACGAACUUCUGGGUUUGGUAUCAAAAAUAGUUUGCCUCCUUUUUCCCUUUCCUCUCUUCUGUGGCCCUUCAUCUUCUCUGCCUUCUACUUCAGAGUUUCCCUCUCCUAAUGUACAAAGAAAAUGGCGAUGUAUAUUUUCAUGUAAUUUGAUUUUUGGAGUUCUGUCACCUUCUGUAGUGAGUUCUUCCAAAAUAUAAUUUUUUUCCAAUAAUAAUGUGUCAGGCUGGCUGUCUUGAGUAUUGAAAGAGGAAGGGUGACUG